Molecule: messenger RNA, 1669 nt
Organism: Penaeus indicus
Lineage: Eukaryota; Metazoa; Arthropoda; Malacostraca; Decapoda; Penaeidae
Product: monocarboxylate transporter 9-like
Exons: 4
Coding region: 1-1569 (522 amino acids)
Biological process (GO): transmembrane transport
Cellular component (GO): membrane
Molecular function (GO): monocarboxylic acid transmembrane transporter activity
Source: RefSeq, a predicted model, not a curated record
AUGUGUGUGACCUGCGUCCCUGACCCGGCCUCGUCUCCGCAGAACCUGCUGCCGAUGAUCCCCCCCUGCUUCGGCAUCCUCUUCUCCCGCUUCCUGCUGGACCUCCGCACGACGUCCACCACCACGGCGUGGAUCUUCAGCAUUUUCUGCUUCGUGUGGAAUCUGUUCGCCUUGGUGUGCCGCCCUCUGACCCGGGAGUUCGGCUGGCGCCCCGUCGCCCUCUACGGCAUCCUCUCCACCGCCCUCGCCCUCGUCAUCUCCGCCUUCGCGCCCACGGCUGAGUUCCUCCUGUUCUCCUUCGCGCUCCUGGCGGGUUCGGGCUGCGGCAUGGUGGUGUGCAUCUGCUUCUGCAUCGUGCCCCUGUACUUCGACCGUCGCCGCGGGCAGGCCAACGCGAUCAUGAUGGCAGGCGCUGGCCUCGGGCAGAUCACCGGACCUCGUCUGAUUGAGUUCCUUCAGGAGGAGCUCGGCUACAAGGGCGCGUCCCUGGUCAUGGGGGCGGUGGUGCUGCAUGGCUGCAUCGGGGCCUCGCUCUUCCACCCCAUUUCGUGGCACCAGAAGAGGCGCCCUCGGGAGGGCGGCGUGUCGGAGGCGAAGGGGGACGCGGAGGAGCCCUUGCUCGCCACACGGGCGAGGACUCUUCCCGGUGGCGUCUCGGGAGCCCCAUCGAUGGAGAGCCUCGGUGGAGACUCGGAGUAUAAGAAAGCAGGUAACAGCAUCCCGGUGAAGAAGGCGCUGCCGUUGGGUCCCUGUCGCCGACGCGGCAGCUACGUCUCUCGAAACUCUCUGGCAUCGGUCGGAGAAUCUUCUCUCGCCCUCUCGUCCAUGGACCUCCCUGGCAUCACCGCUCUGACCCCAGCUGCUGCAGAAGGCGAGGAGGACGCCCCUCGGGACACCGACGCCCACUGCUUCCUCCUGAAGAUCCUCGGGCGGGUGUGGCGGUCCACCCUGGCGGACCUGGGAGUGCUCCGUUCCCCCGAGGCCGUCAUCAUAGCGGUGUCCUUCUCCCUCUGCGUCAACGGCUACAUCACCUUCGUCAUGAUGGUGCCCUUUGCCAUGGAGGCCGAGGGCUUCACGCUGCAGGACUCCGCGAUUUCCAUUUCCAUCUCGGCGGUGUGCAAUUUCAUGCUGAGGAUCACAGCGUCCUUCCUCUCCGACUGGCACCGAUUCAACGUCAGGCACUGUUACCGGGCGGCCGUGCUCCUGAUAUCUCUGAGCACGUUUGCCUUCCCUCUGGCGACGAAGCUCGUGUGGAUGAAGGUGGCGAUGGGCGCGUGGGGCGCGGGCGUGGGCGCCAAGAUGAGCCUCUACAACCUGGUCAUCAUCAACGUCGUGGGGAUCGACCGGCUGCCGGCCAUGGUCGGGGCGACGGGCCUCACCACCGCCGUCGGGUUCAUCGUCAUCGGCCCGCUCAUUGGCGUGGUGCGUGACAAGACCGGAAGCUACCUUGUUAGCAUGUGGGUGUUGGCAGCUCUGACAUUCUUUAGCUUCUGUCUGUGGUUGGUCCUUCCCGCGCCCGGAGGUAAUCAGAGAACCAAUCGGGAAUCAACGGAAGUCGUCAAACAGUAAAAAUAAAUAAAUAAAUAGAUACAUAAAUGAAAUGACAUAAAAUGUGUUGUUUGUAUAUAUUUAUUGUGUUUGUACUGAAGAAAUAUAAGUCGGAUAUGUU